This is a messenger RNA of Panthera uncia (snow leopard), 12451 nucleotides long. It is a transcript of the gene SMAD4, whose product is annotated as SMAD family member 4. The coding region runs from base 6177 to 7835 and encodes 552 amino acids. Gene Ontology annotation, cellular component: heteromeric SMAD protein complex. Gene Ontology annotation, molecular function: I-SMAD binding; RNA polymerase II cis-regulatory region sequence-specific DNA binding; DNA-binding transcription factor activity, RNA polymerase II-specific. The record is from RefSeq and is a predicted model, not a curated record. Gene Ontology annotation, biological process: cell differentiation; regulation of transcription by RNA polymerase II; transforming growth factor beta receptor signaling pathway. The transcript is spliced from 12 exons. Lineage: Eukaryota; Metazoa; Chordata; Mammalia; Carnivora; Felidae.
AGAGAGAGAGAGAACAAGUGGGGGAGGAAGAGAGGGAGAUAGAGAAUCCCAAGCAAGCUCUGCACUGUCAGUGCAGAGUCCGACGCAAGGCUCGAACUCAUGAACUGUGAGAUCAUGACCUGAGCUGAAAUCAAGAGUUGGAUGCUUAACCCACUGAACCACCCAAGCACCCCCUUAAUUAACUUCUUUAAAGCUCUGUCUCCAAAUAUAGUCACAUUCUGAUGGAGUUCUGGGGUUUAGAGCUUCAACAUAUGAAUUUGGGGGGGAGAGACCUUUUAGCCUGUAACACCCUGUCAGUAACAGUAUUUGAAACUCUGAUAUGAAAUACUCAGAUCAGGCACAUCUUAAGCUCCUUCUAAGAUUCUCUGGAUUCUUUAGUGGCUUUGGCAGCUUGUUCUGUUUCAGCUGCUGCUCCAGCCUUCCUCUUCUGUUUGGGACUACAUGGUUUCACUACCUGGAGGUGACCAUUCACUGAGACCUGCUGCAGAGCCUGACUGAUCAGUUGUCACCCUGAGUUUCUGGCCUCCUCUCCUCCUCUGGGACCUGGAUGAGAUGCUGUGUGGUGGGGCAUGGGAUCUCAUUUCUGGCACAGCAACCAAAGGGGCCAGAUGAUGCAACCCAGAAAUGCAGAGAGGUUAAGUCCCCAUUGAAGCAAACUUUUUUUUUAUUUUUAAAAAAUGUUUAUUUAAAAAUUCUGUUUAUUAAACAGAGAGGGAGAGGGAGACAUAGAAUCUGAAGCAGGUUCUAGGCUCUGAGCUGUCAGCGCAGCCUGACACGGGGCUUGAACUCAUGAACUGUGAGAUCAUGACCUGAGCCAAAGUUGGACACUUAACUGACUGAGCCACCCAGGUGCUCCGAAGCAAACUUUUUUUUUUUUAAUUGAAGUAUAAUUGACAUAUAAUAUCCUAUUAGUUUCAGGUGUAUAUCAUGGUGAUUUGAUGUUUUUAUAUGUUAUAAAAAUAUCUCCACAAUAAGUCUAGUUACAAAGUUAAUUUUAAAUAAGAUUAUUUAAGGUAAAGCUGGUAUACCAGUAUGACACUUACCCAAGACCAGUGGGUAAACAAGAAGCUUAUCUUUAAAUUUGUCCCUUGUAGUUCAUCUUUUUCUUUUUUAAGUUUAUUUAUUUUGAGAGAGAGAGUGCGCAAACAGGGGAGGAGCAGAGAGAGAGGGAGAGAAAAUCCUAAGCAGGCUCUGUGCUGUCAGCGCAAAGCCCAACGCGGGGUUCCAUCUCAUGAACUGAACCGUCAGAUCGUGAUCUGAGCCGAAAUCAAGGAGAUCAAGAGUUAGGUGCUCAACCAACUGAGCCACCCAGUCGUCUCCCCUUGUAGUUCAUCUUAAAUGUUAGCACAAAAACAUUCUUUUUAUUUGACUGUAUUAUUUGCACCUGAGAUUUUAUAAUCACUUAUACCUGUGCACUUAAUCCUUUGUGCUCUUUGGAGUUUUUCUCCUGUUGCCCUCAGUUUAAGGAACUUCAAUUCUUAGGAGCACCUGGGUGGCUCAGUCGGUUGAGUGUCCGACUUCAGCUCAGGUCAGGAUCUCACGGUAUGUGGGUUCGAGCCCCGCAUCGGGCUCUGUGCUGACAGCUCAGAGCCUGGAGCCUGCUUCGGAUUCUGUGUCUCACUCUCUCUCUGCCCCUCCCCCACUCACGCUCUGUCUCUCUCUGUCUCAAAAAUAAAUAAAAUGUUAAAAAAAAAAGGAACUUCAAUUCUUAGACUUUCCUCUGUUUAGAAACUAGGGUAUAACUUCUGCUGUAGGCAAUUGAACUAAGCCUGCACAACCUUUUUAUGUUUUCUGCUUGUAAACCUAUAGUUUGAAUUUCUUUCUAGUGAUAUUUCACCGUGCCAGGCUUUUUUCCCCCUUGUUAAACAUAAGCAUUUGUCUCAUAUUCCCAUAUUAACUAGUUUAUUGAUCACUGAUCAAAAUACCUAUAACUUGUAGAAAAUCUGUUUCAUAUGUAUAAUAGUGCCAAUAAUUCAAAAGUAAAUAGCCAUCUGAGAAUAAGAAAAUGUCAGCAUUCAUUAACUAAAGUUUAUGAAUUCCCAUGAGAACCUCUCAGGCCAGCAUUCAUCUUUGCUGUUUUAGAGAGUAUCUUAAUUAGUUGGUUGUCUGGCUCUAUAGUUCAUGGAGUUCCUGUUAGACCUGUGGUCAGUAUAGCUUAUGAUAUAUAGCAGGUGCAAGGCUAGAGACAUAACACAAUAGGUGGGUAGAUGUAAGGGAACCUCUAUCUCUUUUGCUGACUUUUUACCUCCCAUUACCCCUGUCAUCAUGGGAUGGUUUGUUCUAUUACAGAGACUUUAUCUAAUAGUUGUAUGUUAGAGACUUUUAAAUAGGCUUACCUUCCCUGCUGAGCUCUUCAAACUCACUAUAUUUAAAACUGAAUUUAUUUACCCUUUUAAAAUCUUGUAUUCUUUAUCAUUUAGUUAACUAAGAAAUGGGUCCUCUUUUGACUCUCCCUUCUUUUCACCCUUUAUACUUAGUUGAUUAAAAAAUCUAGCCCAUUCUACCUAGAAAUAUUGGUUCUCCCUUUGUUUCUAUUGCCCAUGCCCCUAACCUAUCACUUUUCUGAUCAUUGUCUCCUGACUAGUUUUCUGUUUCCCUUUCCAGAGUUAUUCUCCAUGUUCUUACUGUAGUUUUCUUUCUAAUGCAAAUCUAAUGUUGUUAUUUCUUCCCCUUUCCUAAUGAUGAAUCUAGACAAAACAUCUGCACUCUAUAUCCCUCUGCUUGUCUGGAUUUUCCUGCAGCCUGGCAAAUUCUUAUUCACGUGUGGUAGUUAUUAGUGUUAUUCCACCAGUAUUCUGAUGGCUCUCUUCUGGCACAUGGUAGUAUUGUGCUCCUCUGCCUCCUUCCCCCACACUGAAAUUAGGCAUAGUCCAGGGUGUCGCAACCUCAGCACUGUUGACAUUUUGGGUUGGCUAAAUUGUUGCCGUGGGUUGCUGUCUUGUGCAUUGUAGGAUGUUUAGCAGUAGCUCUAGCCUUUACCUACUUGACACCCAGUAGUACUUUUCCUCCCACCUCCCUAUUGCAGUUGUGACAAUCAAAAAUUUCUUUAGACAUUGCCAAAAGUCCCCUGAGAGAGUUUUUUCCUGGUUGAGAACCACUGACGUGGCCUUUUAACUUUGGCCAAUCAAAUGUGAACAGAAGUGAUAGCUUUUAAAAGACAGUACGUGUUGGGGCGCCUGGGUGGCUCAGUCGGUUGAGCUUCUGACUUCAGCUCAGGUCAUGAUCUCAUGGUUCGUGAGUUCGAGCCCCGCGUCAUGCUCUGUGCUGACGGCUCAGAGCUGGAGCCUGCUUCAGAUUCUGUGUCUCCCUCUCUCUCUGCCCCUCCCCCACUCAUAUUCUGUCUCUCUCAAAAAUAAAUAAACAUUAAAAAAAGUUUUUUAAAAGACAGUACGUGAGUUAUCCUAUCUUUCCUCUUGCCUUUUAAGGACAUGGGUAGUGAUGGAGCCUUUGUUAGCCUGAUCCCUGAAAGAUGUUAGUGAGCAGUACAGUGACCUUUUUAUCUGUGAUGGACAUAUAGUUUAGUUUAUUCAGAAAAUAAACCUUUGUUUUAAGCCACUGAUAUUUUGAGGGUUGGUGGUUGCUGCAGCCUAGCCUAGCCUAGCCUGAGACAUCAUGCUCAGACGCUUUAUCUCUGGACUUCCAUCCUUUCUCACUUAUGGUCCUGAAUCACUUUAGUACCUACCUCUAUGAGCAUCUCUUACUUAGUGUAGUAAUAUUUUGGAUCUUCUAGGUUAGUAGUUCUCAGUGGAGUAAGUAGUGCUGUUUAAGGGAUGUUGUGGAAAUUAGUGAGAGGAACUUUGGUAGAUGAGGAUAAGGGAUGCCACCCUGUAAUGUGAGGUUCUGUGAAGAAUUACCAAUGCAUCUCGUAGCACUUUGACAUGCCCCAGAAAUUCAUGUAGGAGGAAAAUGUUACAACUAGCUUACUAUCUGACUCCACCUUAACGUAUAUUCAGUUUUUCAGGAAUUAAGUUUCUCUUAAUUCUUUUUCUUACAAUUUUUUUAAUGUUUAUUUAUUUUUGAGAGAGAGAGCAUGAGUUGGUGAGGGGCAGAGAGAGAGGGAGACACAGAAUCCGAAAUGGGCUCCAGGCUCGGAGCUGUUAGCACAGAGCCCGAUGCGGCAAUCGAACUCACGAACCAUGAGAUCAUGACCUGAGUCGAAGUCGGACGCCCAACCGACUGAGCCACCCGGGUGCCCCAUCUUAAUUCUUUUUCUUAAAUUGAAGUUGUUAUGUUUGGCACCUUAUCAAGAAUUCACCAUUUGCGGAAAUCCGUCUCACCAUCUGCAGUGCCAUUGUGCUGUUGGAGUUGCCAAAACACCACACCUCUCUUGGAAGGUGUGAAUUUGUCAUAAUUAUGCUGUCAUAAUUAAAGUAUUGUUAAAUUUUUAAAAAUACGUAAGUGUGUUAGAACUUUGUUUCAGAAUAAGAGGGGUAAUAUAAAUUAUUUGUUAACAAAAACGGGAUAUUUGGUAGAGUUGAGAACCACUUUCUGAUUAUGUGCUACUUGCUUUUUGUAUCUGGAGUGCUUUGUGCAUAUUUUAGAUACAGUGUUUGUUGAAUUGGUCAAUUUAUGGUUCCUAGAUUGCUUUUAUAUACACUGUUGCAUUUGAUUACCAUAGAGAAUCUGUAAAGUUGUUCCCAUUUUACAGAUAAGAUAAUUGAAAAACAUAUUAACUUGCCCAGUCAUACUGCUAGAGUUUUAAUCAGAACUUACAGUUUUGUUUAUACCGUUCUAGUACCUUUGUCUAUCAUUCCGUACCACUUGUAAAAAAUUAUAAUCCAGAGCUGUUUAACGUAGGAAAACACGUAUAUAUCCCUGUUGGUAUUAUUUUAUCUUUUAAAGAUGUGUACUUAUUUUGAGAGAGAGAGAGAGACAGCGAGCACGAGUUGGGGAGAGGCAGAGAGCGAAGGAGAGAGAGAAUCCCAAACAGCCUGGCAUUGUCAGUGGCUGUCAGCACAGAGCCCAACUUGAGGCACGAUCUCACGACUCAUGAGACCAUGACCUAAGCCGAAAGCAAGAGUCCGAUGCUUAACUGUGAUUGAGCCACCCAGGAGCCCAUGUAUUAUUUUUUAUGCAAGGAACUUUAUAUUAUGUUUUAGGCACUUGUGAUCAUAGGAAUUCAACAAGGAUAAAAUCAAGAACAUGGUGCCUAAGAAAGUUUUCAAAGGAAACUGUUAAAACAGUUUCUAAGAUACCAUUAGGUCCCAAAUAGCUUAAGUUUUAGGAAUGGUAACAUCUGAGUGUGGGGAAAUAAUUACACUCAAAUGCUUUAAUUAUAAAUUGGUGCAAAUCUUUUGGAAUGUAAUAUCAGAAAAUGAAUUUAACAACAAAAAUUUUGUAUUCUUUAAAAUUUGUUGCAAGGAAAUGCCACAGAAUAAAAAAGCUAUAGUCACUCCAUAUUUGCCUCAUGUAUGUCAGGAAGUGUGCAUGGUGCUGGGAAUUUCUAAGGUGAGAAAGUUUUGCUGUUUUCUUGAACUUCUAGAUAUGUGGCAACAGUGUAAGACAAAGACGUAAUCAUAUAACUGUAGUAUAACGUGUUGGGUUGUAAUUGGGGUGUGUUUUAAAUUUGAGGGAGGGAAUCAAUUAACAUACCAGGAAUACACAGUAAACAUACCAGGAAAGUCAUUCUCCAGAUUGGUGGGGAGAGGAGACAUUUAAGCUGCAGUUUGAAGGAUAACUAGGACUUAGCCAUGUGGAUGAAAUGAGACUGGAUGUUUUAGACAAAAGAAAUAGCACGAGCAUGGAUCUGACAGUGCAUACAGAAAUGCAUCCAUUUGACCGUAAGGAGCACUCACCAGUGCUAGGAGUUGGGCACAUCUGAUGAAUGAGACAAGUACAGUCCCUGUACUGUAGAUCUUUCAGUCUAGGUCUUAAAAUUGUUGUGAUGUUGGCAUUCAGAAAUUUCAAACUGGUGGUUCUCUUGGGCCAGCUUUUUUUUUUUUAUUACUAUUAACUAUAAUUUAUUGUCAAAUUGGUUUCCACACAGCACCCGGUGCUCAUCCCAGCAGGUGCCCUCCUCAGUGUCUUGGGCCAGCCUUGAGUUGAAGGUUAUCCUGAAUACCACAUGCCUAAUAAUUUUCCUUGCAACGUUAGUCAUUGUUUUUCACUGCCUCCAAAAGAUCAAAAUUUCUCCGGAAAUUGGAGACCUAUUUGAUUUAAAAGAAUAACUUUGACAAAUGGACAAUAUGUCUAUUACAAAUACACCAACAAGUAAUGAUGCCUGUCUGAGCAUUGUACAUAGUUUGAUGUGCCAUAGACAAGGUGGAGAGAGUGAAACAUUUGCAAAGAGAGCAAUUGAAAGUUUGGUAAAGAAGCUGAAGGAGAAAAAAGAUGAACUUGAUUCUUUAAUAACAGCUAUAACUACAAAUGGAGCUCAUCCUAGCAAAUGUGUUACCAUACAGAGAACAUUGGAUGGGAGGCUUCAGGUGGCUGGUCGGAAAGGAUUUCCUCAUGUGAUAUAUGCCCGUCUCUGGAGGUGGCCUGAUCUUCACAAAAAUGAACUCAAACAUGUUAAAUAUUGUCAGUAUGCAUUUGACUUAAAAUGUGAUAGUGUCUGUGUAAAUCCAUAUCACUAUGAACGAGUUGUAUCACCUGGAAUUGAUCUCUCAGGAUUAACACUGCAGAGUAAUGCUCCACCAAGUAUGUUGGUGAAGGAUGAAUAUGUUCAUGACUUUGAAGGGCAGCCAUCAUUAUCCACUGAAGGUCAUUCAAUUCAAACCAUCCAGCAUCCACCAAGUAAUCGUGCCUCAACGGAGACAUACAGCACCCCAGCUCUGUUAGCUCCAUCUGAGUCCAAUGCUACCAGCACCACCAACUUUCCCAACAUUCCUGUGGCUUCCACAAGUCAGCCUGCCAGUAUACUGGCAGGCAGCCAUAGUGAAGGAUUGUUGCAGAUAGCUUCAGGGCCUCAGCCAGGACAGCAGCAGAAUGGAUUUACUGGUCAGCCAGCUACUUACCAUCAUAACAGCACUACCACCUGGACUGGAAGUAGGACUGCACCAUACACACCUAAUUUGCCUCACCACCAAAACGGCCAUCUUCAGCACCACCCGCCUAUGCCGCCCCAUCCCGGACAUUACUGGCCAGUUCACAAUGAGCUUGCAUUCCAGCCUCCCAUUUCCAAUCAUCCUGCUCCUGAGUAUUGGUGUUCCAUCGCUUACUUUGAAAUGGAUGUUCAAGUUGGAGAGACAUUUAAGGUUCCUUCAAGCUGCCCUAUUGUUACUGUUGAUGGAUAUGUGGACCCUUCUGGAGGAGAUCGCUUUUGCUUGGGUCAACUCUCGAAUGUCCACAGGACAGAAGCCAUUGAAAGAGCAAGGUUGCACAUAGGCAAAGGUGUGCAGCUGGAAUGUAAAGGUGAAGGUGAUGUUUGGGUCAGGUGCCUUAGCGACCAUGCAGUCUUUGUGCAGAGUUACUACUUAGACAGAGAAGCGGGCCGUGCACCUGGAGAUGCUGUUCAUAAGAUCUACCCAAGUGCAUAUAUAAAGGUCUUUGAUUUGCGUCAGUGUCAUCGGCAGAUGCAGCAGCAGGCGGCCACUGCUCAAGCUGCAGCCGCUGCGCAGGCCGCCGCCGUGGCAGGAAACAUCCCUGGCCCUGGAUCAGUAGGUGGAAUAGCUCCAGCUAUCAGUUUGUCAGCCGCUGCCGGCAUUGGUGUCGAUGACCUUCGCCGUUUGUGCAUACUCAGGAUGAGUUUUGUGAAGGGCUGGGGACCGGAUUACCCAAGACAGAGCAUCAAAGAAACGCCUUGCUGGAUCGAGAUUCACUUACACCGGGCCCUCCAGCUCUUAGAUGAAGUGCUUCAUACCAUGCCGAUUGCUGACCCACAGCCUUUAGACUGAGGUCUUUCACUGUUGGGGCCCUUAACAUUGUCAGGAUGGUGGACUAGAAAAUACAAUCCUGUUUAUAAUCUGAAGAUAUAUUUCACUUUUGUUCUGCUUUUUUUCAUAAAGGGUUGAAAAGUGUGUUUGCUGCCUUGCUCCUAGCAGACAGAAACUGGAUUAAAACAAUUUUUUUUCCUACUUAGAACUUUUCAGGCAUGGCUCAGAGCUUGAAGAUCAGGAAAAACACAUUCUUACUAAAUCUUUACCAGUUAUGUAUGAAGGAAUCAUUCCAGUGCUGGAAAAUUUAGCCCUUUAAAAUGUCUUAGAGCCUUUUAUAUGCAGAACAUUGAUACAUGUGUUAUUCUACAGAAUAAAUUCAAUAUUGCUGAUUUUACAGGAGAGAAGUUCUCAAAGUUAAUUCACCUAUGUUAUUUUGUGUGCAAGUUGUUAUUAUUGAACAUACUUUACUCCAAAAUAUUGUGCCAUGUGGGUGAGUUAAUUUUACCAAGAGCAACUUCACUCUGUGUUUAAAAAAUAAGAUAGUAAUGUAUUAUAUAACCUUUUAUCCAAAAUAUUUUUUUGCAAGUUAAAAUGAGUGAAGACGAUUUCAAUUCAGAUGGUCUUGCAACUUCAGUUUUAUUUUUGCCAAGGCAAAACACUAAUCUGUGUGUAUACUGGGAAUUCCUUAAAAUCACCCACAAAAAUACACCAUUUAAAAUUUACACUUGUUAUCCCUGUUCAGGGUAACUAUUUGUCAAGAAAUAUUCUUUUGCCCUGUUAUACAGUAGAUAUAUUCUUUUAUAUUUCUAGGCACAAGGUGGUCACUGCGGAGCCUAGAAGAGGAAUUUCUUUCCUUCAUUAAUUCAUAAGGAAAGGUUUUGUAUUUUUAAAAACACUAAAGGCAGUGUCACUUCACCUAAUAUCUCACCAUUCUGCAAAAGUGGCAAUGCUUAAACUAAGUGAGUAUUUUGGAAACUGCUAAAUUCUAUGUUAAAUACUGUGCAGAAUAAUGGAAACAUUACAGUUCAUAAUAGCUAGUUUGGAUAUUUUUGUACUUGAUUUGAUGUGUGACUUUUUUUUUUUUCGUAUACUGUUUAAAUCAUGUAUGUUUUGACAUUGUUUAAAAUUCAGUUUUUGUAUCUUGGGGCAAGACUGCAAACUUUUUUAUACCUUUUGGUUAUUCUAAGCCCUUUGCCAUCAAUGAUCAUAUUAAUUGGCAGUGACUUUGUAUAGAGAAUUUAAGUAGAAAAGUUGCAAAUGUAUUGACUGUACCACAGACACAAUAUGUAUGCUUUUUACUUAGCUAGUAGCCUAAAUAAAACCGAAUCUCAACAUACAAAGUUGAAUUCUAGGUUUGAUUUUUAAGUUUUGUUUUCUUUUGCACUUUUGAGUUGAACCUCAGAAGCAAGAUACCUUCUACUAAAUGACAGGCAACAGCCAGUGCUAUUGGACAGCUUUGGUUUCCCUCACACUCUGCCAGGACUUCCCCACGGACAUUAUGUAUCGAGUGUAGAGUUGGUUGGGGUUUUUUUGUUUUGUUUUGUUUUAUUUUGUUUUAGCUUUUAUUUUACUGUAGCAAAAUAGGCCUGAUUGUCUACAAGGUAAAUAGGUUGUCUACAGGAUAAAAUAGUGUGAAAUAAAACCAAGGAUUAUCUUUCAGAUGCUUUUAUGUUUUGCUUGGAGGGCCUUCUUAGGUGUAAUAAGAUUCUUGAAGGUGUGUUACAAGUAUGAGAUUUGAGAAACACUUAGAAUAGUCAUCCUUAAAUGACUUGAACGAGUAAGUCUUCUACUUCCUUGCUCAGAAGGUCGUCUUCGUAAGAUCAUCCUAGGAGAACCACUGAGUUUGCUUAUUGUGAUUUAAACAUAGAUCUGGAUCCAAGCUACAUUUUUUGUUUUGUUUUGUUUUAAAAUAUUUUCUCUGCCAAGCUCAUUUGAACUCUUGAGUACUUACGGAUACUUUUGUUAAAGACCAAAUUUUAAUCUGUAAAAGUUUGGUGAUUUAAGUUUUAUUGGCAGAUUUUUUAAAAAAAGAUCUUCAUUCUCUAGAAAUUGCUGACUUUAGGUCCAUUUUACUGUGAAUGAAGAAUAGGAGUGAUGAGAGAUUUUUUAAAUCCAGAUUAUUUGAUUAGGAUCAUUUGAUUAGCAUGCUGUGAUAUAAUCCGUUGCCUCCUUUUCUCCUUUAAGGAAGGUUUUCCUGUUUAAUCGUCUGGGGAAAGUGUGUGGAAAUAUUUGCUAAAAAAGUCUUUCUUUGAGGCCAAGCCACCUGUCUUGGUUUCUUUCUACUAAGAGCCAUAUUGUUAACUACCAGUAUGUAGCAUUACUUCUAGUUGUUAAUUGCUUUAUGUUUGUACCUAGAUUCAGUCUAUGCUUCUGAGAAAACAUCUAGUAUGUUCAUGAUCAGUUAUUUUUGAGAGCUUAGUUGUUAAACAGUAUUUCCAUUUCUUAGAGAUAGUCAUCUUUGAUGAGUAAGACUCAAGAAUCACUAGGUUUAAAAUUUUAUGGCUACUUUAGGGUAGAAUAGUUUCUGCAGUUCUCAGACUCUGAUUAUUUUGAGGAUAUGGUUCCGGGUAGAUUUUCUCCAGCUAUUUCAUAUCUCAAAAUGUUGAGCUUCAGUGCAAGCUGAAUUGAGAGUUGAACCAAGUACCCUUCUAAUCCAGUAUGAGGCCAUUCCACUUUGGUCCAGUGCCUUUCAGUGCGUUAUCAAAGGGAAUCCUAAAAUGGUGUUGCCUUUAUUUUCCAGGGAGUAGAUUCUUUUGAGGGAUAUGCCCUAUCUCAUUUUUUAUAGUGUCUACCCCUGGUAUACAAAGAUAAUGAUAAUAAAUCACUGCCAUAGAACCUUGUUUUUCUAGAAACACUGCUCAUUUGUAUCGACCUACCCACCAAAUAGGUCUCUUGUCCCAUCCUUCCUGUAGUCAUUGUAGGUUCACAGGUUGGGUGGUCUAGUUUAAGGAUUACCAUCCUCGAAUUAUCCAAGGAAACUGAAUACAUGUUAGCUGUGUUGUAUUUCAAAGUUAAAAAUCCAUUUUUGUGGGGGAAGGGUGUGGUAUAAAGGGGGGUAUUUGUAAUAGAAAUUUUGAAGGUAAAAUAAAAUAUCCUGUCUUCCAGAUGGUAAACAUCUUACUUUUACAAGUUUAUUGCAGGUAUCUUUUUGACUAUGCCCAUCUGGAAAAGGGAAAUUUUACAUUGUCCCAUGGUGCUCCUCAUGCAUAUAUGGAGGUUAAGGAAUAUAAGGUGAAAUAUUUCUACUUGUGGUUUGGUGGUAACUGGUUAAUAGUUACUCACUAGCUAUUAUGCAAAAUUAGAUUAGUUCAGAUCUUUUUUAGAGCCUUUUGGAAGAAGCAGUUUUAUUCUGACUAGGGCAGAAUCCUUUUUGGUGAUAGUUUCUAUAGUUCUCCUCAUCAUUAAGUCAUUUUACUGGCAUUUUAUUCAACGCUAGCAGAUUGGGAAGAUGAUGAAUUUUAGGUUACUAAGGUAAAUGAAAGCAAUUAUCUGCAAAAUCACUUAAUUUUUUUGUAGAGGGGGCUUGGCUAAGACUAGCAGAUAAUAGCAUGAAGAAAUGCUGUUUUUUUCUUCCAGUUUUCAAAACUCCUUACUACACUAUUUCGCUUGAUCUUUAUAGUAACUCUGUGAGAGGGGGUUAGAGGGAAGGAAAUGCUUUUUUUUUUCUUUCUAAAGGCAGACCUCAUCUUGUCACAGGUAGCUCUCUGUGAAUAGUUGCCUAAAUUCUGCUUUGCAAAGAUUACAGAAAAGAGGCUCUGAGAAUCUUUUGUGCAAGCCUUUCCAUUUUUUUCUGACAACUAGGUAACUUCUCCCAGGAUGGAUCAGGAAGGAUGUAUAUGGUUAGUGGCCGCAUUCACAGAAGCAUCCUCGGCUUGGCCUUGUCCCUAAGCACUUGUGCCAGUGCUUCCAGCUGUUGAUCUUGUUUAUCUGCUGUCACUGUGGAAUGGAAUUUUCUGCAUUACCCAGACUUGCCUUAUUUAAGCAGUAAGCCUUUUUAUUUUAGCCAUUUUGGGGAUGGAGUUAUUAAUGUGUAUAUCAGAGAACAUACUAGAUACAGUGUUUUUUUGUGUGUGCCAACCUGUCUUUGGAUGUCAGGGGCUGCUAAGGUUUUGCAGACUGCUAUGGUUUUGAAUGUUUACCUUUUUUUCUUUUUUACACAGUACCUUUCAGUAUCCUCCCUUUCUGAGAGGUCACUUCGUGUGUAGCUCCCCUUGUAGUUUCUUCUUCGCUUUCUGAUUCGUUUUUCCAACUGCUUGGGCAAGAAACCCAGAUAACCAGACUUAGAACUACCUUUAAAACACAAGGACAAAUUGGGACAGGUCCCAAGAAACUUUCCUGUAAAGUAUUGAAAAGGCCUUCAGUGCUUUGGUGUCUGACAUCUGUUUGACUGCUUAGAAUGUUUCCUGAUUCUUUGCUGAGUUCAGGUAGUUGAAAUAGGGAGAAGUGGGUCAGAUUCAUAUUUUCCGCCUUUGAAAGAUUUUGAAAGAUUUUGUUGCUUCCAUCUCAGUGCUGCUCGUACAAAAACUGGGGUUACAGGGGUUACUAAAUUAUCAUCAGUAGUCAGAGGCAUGCCUUGCCUAGAGGAUACCAGCAAAAAAAAAAAAAAAAAUCCUAAAUGAACAACAAAAAACAAA